Amborella trichopoda is the source of this 4151-nucleotide messenger RNA. NCBI's taxonomy places the organism in Eukaryota, Viridiplantae, Streptophyta, Magnoliopsida, Amborellales, Amborellaceae. The record is from RefSeq and is a predicted model, not a curated record.
CUCUCUCUUCUCUCAGCUUUCUCAAUUUCUUACUCUCUGUACUCCUCUUCAUCCUCUCUCACUCGCCCUCCUCCCCAACCAGCGGCAUCAUGCCUCGGGUAUAGUCUUGCUUUCUCUCUCUUCUUCCUGCAAUAAAGAUUUUGAAAGGUUAGGUCUAUUGAGAAAUGGGUUCAAAAUACGGGGUGUAAGAAGAAAUUUUCCCUUUCAAAUAUAACGCUGCAACCGCACCUGCACCUGUCACCUGUUGGGGUGCAGCCAAAGCGUUAAGAAAAUUGCAAUUGUCUUCGUCCUUUCCCUUCUCUUUGUUUUCCAAUUCCCCCCAAAUCCCUGUUCUUUCUCUCUAAUGAGAGGAUUUCCGCGAGCCUCUCUCAGGCUUCGUACAGUUGCAGCAACGGAAUGUAUCGUAUCCAGCCUUCUCUCCCUUUGUAAGUCCUCCUCUCGCUUCUACUACUACUACUACCACUACUCAACUGCUGUUUUUUCUCAUACUACUGCAAAACUUUUAGCCACCCAAAAUUGGAUUCCUGAAACGCAACACUCUUCUUUGAAAUCCGAUUUUUAUUUCGAUACCAAACAAGUAAAAACUGAUAAUCAAAAGCUCCGAAAAUUAGUCCAUGCACCGGUGGAUGCUGUGAGUGUAAUAGAUAUCCUCAGUAGAAAAGACUGGUUCACCCAAUUAAACAAUGUCUUUGCUCAUCGAGAUUCGAGCAUAUUAACUGCUCGGUUUGUCUCAAGAGCUCUGAGAAGCCAAGAAGACCCUGCGCUUGCAUUCAAAUUCUACAUAUGGGUUUCUCAGCUUGAUGGGUUUCAAUUGAAAUGCACUUCAGCUCAACGAAUUCUUGAUGAUAUACUUUUCACCAGAGGUCCUCUAGUGUUAUCGGCUGGGUUGGUUCGGGAGCUCAGAAUUUCUGAAUGUAGGAUCACAGAAGAUGCAAUUUGUGCGUUGAUUAAUAGUUGGGGAAGAUUAGGUCUUGCAAAGUAUGCUAGUGAGGUCUUUGAGAAGAUAUCUUUUCUUGGUUUUAAGGCAACCACCCGAGUUUAUAACACAGUCAUCGAUGCUCUUGUUAAAUCCAAUUGCUUGGAUUUGGCUUACUUCAAAUUUCAGCAGAUGCCAGCUGAAGGUUGCUCUCCUGAUAGAUUCACUUAUAACCACCUAAUUCAUGGAGUCUGCAAAUUGGGUAUUUUAGAUGAGGCACUGAGGUUACUAAAACAGAUGGAAACUUGUGGUCACAAGCCUAAUGUGUUCACAUAUACCAUGCUUAUUGAUGGGUUUUGUAAGGCAAAUAGGAUAGAAGAGGCAUUUAGAUUCUUGGGGAUAAUGGAAGAGAGAGGUAUUGCUCCUAAUGAUGCUACAAUUAGAUCUUUGAUUCAUGGAUCAUUUAAAGGCAACAACCCAAAGGAUGCUUAUGAUUUGGUCUGUGGUCUUUUAGAAAAGCAGCAAGUUUUGAGUGAAGAGGCCUGCAGCACCAUGCUGUACUGCCUUUCCAAGGAGGGUAUGGUGAGUGAAAUUCUUAGUCUCUUGGGGAAGAUUGAGGAAAAGGGUUAUUUUCCUAAUCCUUCAGUCUUCAGAGGAUUGAUGAUUUGUCUUGUUAAAGGCUCGAAAUUUAGCGAGUCUUGCAAGCUUCUUGAUAAAUUUCGUGAGAGGGGUGGGAAACCCUGUUUUGAUUCAUAUAUCAUCCUCACUAGUGGUUUAUAUGGUGUGGGAAGGAACAAGGAGGGUGAUCUAUAUGUUGGUUACUUGGUCUUAGAUGGGCUUCUUUGUAGUGUUUAUGCAUAUAACUCUCUUAUUGAUACAUUCUCUAAAUUAAGGCUAAUGAAUAGGGCAUCACAAUUCUUUGAUGAGAUGAUAGAAAAGGGCUAUACUCCCACCCUUGUGACAUUCAAUACACUUAUUGAUGGCUAUUGCAAGUCUGAGAGGGUAGAGAAGGCCCGUGAAUUACUUUUGAUGUUACUAAACCUCCAGUUCAAACCAGAUGUUAUCACUUUUAGUUCCAUUAUUAAUGGCCUUUGUAGAAUCGGCCAAUUGGAUGACGCCUUUAAAUGUUUUAAUGAGAUGGUUGAAUGGGGUGUCUCUCCAAAUGCUUUAACAUACAAUAUAAUGAUUCAUUCACUUUGUGUGAUGGGGGAAAUGGGGCGAUCUCUAAAGUUGUUGAAAGAGAUGGAAAGUCAGGGAAUAACUCCUGAUGUUUUUUCAUAUAAUGCUGUCAUUUUGAAUCUCUGUAAGAUAGGGAACCUUGAAAUGGCACAAAAUAUUUUCAGUUCCAUGUUAAAAUCAGGAGUUACUCCGGAUCAUUACACAUACAAUGCAUUCAUCAAGGUUCUAUGCAAUUCUAAGAGAACGGAUGAGGCCAAAGAAUUGUUAGGUGUAAUGGAAGCAAAUGGUUGUGUUCCCAACUGUUAUUCCUAUGGUUUGAUUGUUGACACACUUUCCAGACAAGGUUGCUUUCAAGAAGCCCAAGAAUUAAUCAGCAAGUUUAAGAGCAAAGGAAGUCUUAUAAAUGGUUGUUGAGCGUUAAUUCUUUGGGUUUACAUCAUUAUAUAUGGGAGGUGUACUUGGAUCUCUUUGAAAUGCAGCUUUGCUCAAAAGAAGUGAGAAGGGCCUGUGUUAGCAAAAUAAUGCACUCGACAGAAUGUUAUCUCAUGGGGGAUGCCCUCUAGCUUGUGGGGAAAUGAUGUCCUGCUGACCAUAAAAUAUUGUAGAAAGCUUGUUAUGAUCUGCAUGGGAUGCAUAUGCGUUGACAAAUCUUCUUUCUAAAGGUUGAGAAUUCUUCAGCAUGGGCACGUUUCAAUUUUGGUGAAGGGUUGCAUCCAUACUGUUUGCAGUUCUUGUUAGUCGCAUCAAUUCAACCAUUGAAACUGGCAUUAUGCACAACUGAUUGGUUUCUGGGAUCUUGAUAUUUCUGCCUCAGUUUCUGGCGAUGCUUGCCUCUAUCCUGAGGCCCUACAGGUUCAGAUGGCAGUUUGGGAUCAAGCCACCACAUGCGAACUUAGAGAAUUGAGAUUCAGCUCAUGAUCCCUUCUCUUGGCAUCAUGCGCGUGGCUAUCUGGGCAUGUGUGGGAACCCCUAGCAUUGGAACAAUUUGCAAAGGACCAUCGGGCUUUGUAUGGACUUGUGAUACUUCGACUGAUUUAGCUCUCACUUCUGGUGGGCCAAUUCUUUUGAACGGAAAAUCUAUAUGAGGGAUUUUAAUGCCUUAAACAUUUAUUGAGCAAGAGGCUAGGCUAGUGCACCAUAGUGUGCAGAUGCAUGCCCACACGUGGGCUAGUGGAUAAAGACCCUUGGCGAAGUUGGUGGACGGCUGAGACCAACAUGCUGAGGCUUGGUUAGUCAACCAUGGGCAGCAACCUGACUGGACAUAGGCAUGGACCAUGUACAAGAGGCAGCUGACCUCACACUUGGUUGGGAAGGUGUGACCAUAUUAGUCAAGUGGGAUUUGAAUUUGAAAUUUGUAACAUCCCUAGGCAGGUGGUUGUGUAACAACUAUAGGCCAUUCAAGAGCGCUCGAGUGCACUUAGUGAGCGAGCCAUGUCAUGCCCAUGCAUGUUUGAAUUGAAACACAUGGGCAGUAAUGACCUGAUGAGUGACCUAGGUGUAUAUAACUAUAGCUAUGGCAUCGGAGUCUGUAGUGAAUGAUAUAUAAGAAACUAGGGUUUCUAUGGUUGGAUCUAACUAGAUCUAGGAAGAAGGGUUAGAAAGUUUGUGACUAGGAUUGAAUCAUGGAAUCUAAGGUUGUUAAAGUCUAUAUUUUGGAUUUAGAUGGGAGAUCUAGGGCUUGGAUUAGAAACUAUGGCGUAGAUAUAGGAUUUCUAGGCUCCUAUGAGUAUUUUCAUCCUAAUUCUCUGGGAAAUUAAAGGGUGCUCUGGGAAAUUCAUAACUAAUAAGAGAAUCAGGCCGGUUAAAGGAACCUGCUUAGAAAUGCUGUGAGGUUAGUCCGCACGUCUUCAAGUAGAGACCUAGAGCUAUCUAUGACGACCUCCUCUUAAGUCUAACGAUCUCUUUUGAGAUCAGGUAAAUGGGAAUCCAAGGAAUUGGAAUGGGCGAAAGAAGAGGUCUUAUCAAUUGUGUUUUCCCUUUAGUCCCUCGAGAUUAUCACACGAUCUAAACAAUGGAAAAGAAACGCUUCUCUUGUUCCAGGGAUCAGGACAUCAAC